Messenger RNA from Apis laboriosa (Himalayan honeybee), 1865 nucleotides. Its product is annotated as NF-kappa-B essential modulator-like. Lineage: Eukaryota; Metazoa; Arthropoda; Insecta; Hymenoptera; Apidae. Gene Ontology annotation, cellular component: cytoplasm; nucleus. The transcript is spliced from 6 exons. The record is from RefSeq and is a predicted model, not a curated record. The coding region runs from base 273 to 1742 and encodes 489 amino acids. Gene Ontology annotation, molecular function: K63-linked polyubiquitin modification-dependent protein binding. Gene Ontology annotation, biological process: regulation of canonical NF-kappaB signal transduction.
UGUAACCUGGAACAAAGAGUUAAUUUUCGCAAAUAAAAGUCAAUAAUAUAAGAUUAGAAAGUGUAAUUCUGUUAACAAUCGAAAUUAAUUUGCUUUAUAAUUAUAAAUGAUUGCAUUAUAAUCUUAGCAUUCAUACAAUUACUUUGUGAUCAAAUAUAAUAUGAAAUAUAAUGAAUUAAUAUAAUGUCAUUUUUGCGCAUUAUGUUUAUAAAACAAUAUAAAAUAAGAUUUUGAAUAUUCAAAAUAAAAAUAAUAAAGAUAAGUUUUUAAUUAUGGAAUCAAAUGAAGAAAAAAAGCUUUCAUUACAAGAACAAGACUCGACCAAAUUGUUGAGUAUCAAUUCCAAAUUAUAUGCUGAACCAGAAAGCCACUUACAAAGUCUUGGUUUUAUUAUAAACAAUGGAAAAGCUAGAUUUAAAUUAGAUGAGGAAGCAUCUUUGUAUUCUAAAGCAGCAAUAUCAAAUUUUUGUGAUGUUGAUUCAGAUGAUUCGUUGUCAUUUGUGGUAUUGGGUAAAGAUUCGUUAAAUUCUAUCCAACAAUCAUCACUUGCAUCAUAUGUUGAUAUUCAACAAAAGUGUAUGUCUAUUGACUAUAAUUCUAUGAUUGCAUCAUGGGAUACAGCAGAAGUACAUCAAAAAUUAAACGAAUUAUUGCAAGAAAACACAAAAUUAAAAGAAACAUUGAAACAGAACAAUAUAGCAAUGAAACAACAAUUUAAUGUUUUAGCUACUUGGCAAGAAGAAAUUAUGAGAGUACAUCAAAAUCAUAAAAAAAAGUUUGCUGAGACUAGAGAAUUAAUAAACUAUCUUAAAAAGGAAAAUACUGAAUUAAAAAUGAAACUUGCUUCUGGAUUAACCAGUUAUAUAGAAACAGGAUGUGAGUUUCUUGAUAUAAGUGAAAGACAAGGUGAUACAAAAGAAAAAAAAAUAUCUAGUUUUGAAAGUGAAUUUAGUAAGUCGGUUCUUCAUGAAUUGGAAUCAAUGUUGAAUGAAAAUAGUGACAAAAGUAUGUUAUCAUCAAAAACUGCAACUUCUACUCAAAAAAUUUCAGAGUUAGAUGAACAAAAUGAUGAUAAUAAACGAUUAUUGGAAAGAGAAAGAAUUGCAUUUAAUAAGGAAAAAGAAAUGCUUGAAGAAGAAAAAAAAUUACUUGAUAAUCGAAAAAAGAAUCUUGAUAUAGAAUAUAAAAAUUUAAAUGAUGCUAAAGCACUUCUACAACAAGAAAGAAUAGGUCUGCAAGAAGAACAAACUUCUUUAGAUCAACAGAGUCAAUUAUAUGAAAUGCAUUAUAAAAAGACAUUAGAAACAGAAAAAAAGAAAUUUGAAGUAAAAUAUGAUCAAUUAAUUGCUGAACUUGGUAUCAUGCAUCAAAGUGUGGAAAAAAAAGAAUCACGUAUGAAAAAACUAGAGAAUGACUUAGCACAAUAUAAGGAAGAUAUUAAUUUAUUACAAACACAGUUAAAAUUUUAUGAAGAGGAUUUUAGACAUGAGAGAAAAGUUAAAGAAACACUAUUAGAAGAGAAAAAUGCACUGAAUGCAGAUUUACAAAAACAGAUAGAAUUUAAUGAUCAAUUGCAAAAACAAAUUAACUCUCUGUAUCCGAUUGUAUCCGGAAAUCAAAGUAGAACAACUGAACUACAACCACCGUUAUUAUCAUCAUUUUCAUGUCCAAAAUGUGAGUGCACAUUUAGAAACAUGAGUCAGUUGGAAAAUCAUAUUACUCAUUGUAUAAGUUUAGACUAAUAUAAAAUCUUAAAAUAUUUUGUUAAUUAUAUGUAUAAUUGUAGAAAUUAUAUGUGUUGUUAAUAUACAUAAAACUGUUUCCAAAAACAUAUAAAUUUUAUUGUAAUAAUAUUGUAAAUAAGA